AUGCCAUCUUGGAGUUACGAUUUCUUGUCUCUGGAUGGGUCCGCCUCCACUACGCCUUGUCAAGAGUCAAGCUAUGAUGCGAGCUCAUCCGGGGUGGCGAGCGCUGCUAUCUUCAUAAUGUGCCAAUACUACGCCCACGCCUUCACGUGCAAGCACCUCUCCUUCACGUUCGCCCGCUUCUGCCAACCCGCGAGCCUCAUCCAGAAACCCUGCACCAAGCGGCAGGUAUGGCAGACCAUUGGCCUCGACGAUGCCUGUGAGGAGUGCUUGACUUGGUUCCCUGACCAGUACCCGUGCCGGAGGCCGCGGUAUCAGUGA
This is a messenger RNA of Colletotrichum scovillei, 318 nucleotides long. RefSeq lists its product as uncharacterized. The record is from RefSeq and is a predicted model, not a curated record. The coding region runs from base 1 to 318 and encodes 105 amino acids. Lineage: Eukaryota; Fungi; Ascomycota; Sordariomycetes; Glomerellales; Glomerellaceae. The transcript has 2 exons.